This is a messenger RNA of Parnassius mnemosyne (clouded apollo), 876 nucleotides long. NCBI's taxonomy places the organism in Eukaryota, Metazoa, Arthropoda, Insecta, Lepidoptera, Papilionidae. The record is from the annotation of a GenBank genome assembly.
UUGGGGUACAUAAUUCCUGAGACAUGUGACGCAAUCUACUCUGCACUGAAAACAUAUUUGAAGUUCCCGAGUUCAGAAGAAGAAUGGCUAGCAAUUGCUGAAGAGUUUGAGCGUACAUGGCAAUUUCCAAAUUGUUUAGGAGCCGUCGAUGGGAAACAUGUAGCUAUAGUCCCUCCUGCCGGAGCCGGCUCACAUUUUUUUAAUUAUAAAGGGUAUCACAGUAUUGUACUUAUGGGAAUUGCAAAUGCAAAUUAUGAAUUUAUUUAUGUAGAUAUUGGAACAAAUGGACGUAUUUCUGAUGGAGGUGUAUUACAAAAAACUACAUUCUUUCAAAGAUUGAAUUCCAAGCGCUUAAAUCUUCCUAGCCCCAGAAAACCAAGCGGUCAUUCAGAAGAAUUGCCUUAUGUAUUUAUUGGCGACGUGGCUUUUGCUUUGAGGACAGAUUUUAUGAAACCGUACCCACAAAGGCAAUCACAGGCUAGCUCAAGUAAGAGGAUAUACAAUUAUAGAGUAUGCAGGGCUAAAAGAAUUAUAGAAAAUGUUUUUGGAAUUCUAGCGGCAAGAUUCCACAUUUUUCGAUCGCCUAUAAAUACCAGUGUGCACAAUAUUAACAAAAUAGUUUUGGCAUGUUGUGUAUUGCACAAUUUUUUAAGGAAAAAAUUAAGACAAGCUUACAGUCCACAUCAGCACUUAGAUAGUGAAAAUCACGAAAAUGGAACUAUUGAAUUGGGGCUGAGACCACAAAAUGGAGAAUUACAGUCACUACAACAAACACAUAGUCGUAACCCCACUCAAAAUGCAAAAAUUAUCAGAGAAAAGUAUGAAACCUACUUUAAUACUAGUGGUGCAGUGUCAUGGCAACAAAGAAUGAUAUAA